Messenger RNA from Cydia fagiglandana, 1285 nucleotides. Its product is annotated as endoplasmic reticulum-Golgi intermediate compartment protein 2. Gene Ontology annotation, biological process: retrograde vesicle-mediated transport, Golgi to endoplasmic reticulum; endoplasmic reticulum to Golgi vesicle-mediated transport. Gene Ontology annotation, cellular component: membrane; COPII-coated ER to Golgi transport vesicle; endoplasmic reticulum. The transcript has a single exon. The record is from RefSeq and is a predicted model, not a curated record. Lineage: Eukaryota; Metazoa; Arthropoda; Insecta; Lepidoptera; Tortricidae. The coding region runs from base 28 to 1185 and encodes 385 amino acids.
UCCAACUACAGUUGAUAUAACAAGAAGAUGCUCAGAUAUAGAGGAAAGAAGAAUGUGAUAGACAAAGUGAAGGAAUUCGAUGCAUUUCCCAAAGUUCCGGAGGAAUACGUCGACAGUACUCCAGUCGGCGGAACGUUUUCUGUUAUCACUUUUUUUAUUAUACUGUGGUUAAUUUAUAGUGAAGUCACGUACUAUUUGGAUAGUAAUUUAGUUUUUAAAUUCUCACCCGACACUGAAAUGGACGAGAAACUGAGGAUAAACAUUGAUAUAACGGUCGCAAUGCCGUGUUCAAACAUUGGCGCUGAUAUUUUGGACUCGACGUCGCAAAGCGUGUUCGGUUUCGGUGAAUUGACUGAAGAAGAUACGUGGUUCGAGCUUACACAGGAGCAGCAAGAUGCAUUUGAAGCAGUGAAAUACUUAAAUUCAUAUUUAAGGGAGGAGUACCAUUCUGUAUGGCAAUUAUUGUGGAAAAAAGGCCAUGGAUCUGUUCGGGCUACUGUACCAGCUAGGAAAACGAAGCCAAAUAGAAGACCAGACGCAUGCAGACUACACGGUAUACUUACUUUGAACAAAGUAGCUGGCAAUUUUCACAUAACUGCCGGUAAAAGUUUACAUUUGCCCCGCGGUCAUAUUCACUUGAACAUGCUGUUUGAUGAAACACCGCAGAACUUCAGUCACAGAAUACACAGACUCAGCUUUGGCAGUCCUGCGAAUGGAAUUAUAUAUCCGCUGGAAGGUGACGAAAAAAUUACUAAUGAUGAAAACAUGCUGUAUCAGUAUUUUAUUGAAGUUGUGCCAACAGAUGUAGAUACAGCAUUUGAAUCGAUCAAGACUUAUCAGUACUCAGUCAAGGAGUUGGAAAGACCGAUCAGCCAUUCAAAAGGCUCCCAUGGAGUCCCGGGGAUUUUCUUUAAAUAUGAUAUGGCGGCAUUAAAAAUUAAUGUUUACCAAGAGAGAGAAAACUUCCUUCAGUUUAUAUUAAGACUGUUCUCUGUCAUUGGUGGUAUUUACAUUAUUGUAGGUUGCUUUAAUGCUGUAGUACAGAAAGUACAAAACAUAUUUAUUAAGAAAGCAGCGCCAUCUGUGUUAAAUCACAGUCAGACAUUUGAAAAAAGACCAGUUCAAUUAAAUCCGUUGCUAAUGCAGACGGACCUGAAUGUUCCUUUAGGGAUAGUGAAGCAAUGAUAGCAAAGAAUUGUUAGAUGUAAGUUUAUAUACAAACUGAAAUUUGUAUAUAAGAGAUUAUUUUUGUCUAGUUAAUGUAAAAGCCACAACAUAACUUUUA